This is a messenger RNA of Archocentrus centrarchus (flier cichlid), 3908 nucleotides long. RefSeq names its product SRY-box transcription factor 13 (gene sox13). The transcript has 14 exons. Gene Ontology annotation, cellular component: nucleus. Bases 296 to 2197 code for a protein of 633 amino acids. The record is from RefSeq and is a predicted model, not a curated record. Gene Ontology annotation, molecular function: RNA polymerase II cis-regulatory region sequence-specific DNA binding; DNA-binding transcription factor activity, RNA polymerase II-specific. Lineage: Eukaryota; Metazoa; Chordata; Actinopteri; Cichliformes; Cichlidae. Gene Ontology annotation, biological process: cell fate commitment; regulation of transcription by RNA polymerase II.
GUGAGUGAGUGUACGCGCUCCCUGUCUCCAAAACAUUUACGCACCGCAGCAGUGUUCCGCCUGUCUCUUACUCCCCUCCGUCAUCUUACUACAACCACCUCCACAAACAGCAACAACAACCGACUCUCUCCGCUCUGAAGGACCGGGAGCAGAAGUCCGUACAGAGGAGCGUCUGUCCCAAACCACCGUGCUUUGCAUUCGGUGAGCAAUUAAAGCGGGAGUGGAAGAGGAGGAGGACGGAAGUUUAUUCCCCCCCUGUCUCUCUGGUGGAGAGCGCAGGGCGCACCGGGACUGAAUGGUUGAGCCCAGCCCUCCAGCACUUCACCUUCUUUCCAGCGGGGAUGUCAGCAUGGCAGGUGUCGGUGUCAAAGUAGAACGUGAGGACUCUGGAGGAGGGGCUGCAGUGGAUACUAAUGCUGAACUUCGUAAGACAUCUCCUUCACGUGAUUGGGCAGGAACCCAGCCCCUUGAGGCUCGCCAGUUGACGCCACCGCUGUCCCGCUCCCCUUCAGAGGGCUCUCCAGGUAAGGAGCUGCCUCACAGACAGAGCCCCAUGAGACUGAAGGAACCUAGGCUGCACGAUCGAUCGGAAGGACAAUCCAACUUAAAAGAAGUGAUGCCUACCAUUGAGAAGCUGCUGAAUGCUGACUGGAAGGAGAAACUACUGGAUAAAAGCACAGUGGGGGCAGGACAACUGAGAGGUACCCCCGAAUCUUUGGCAGAGAAGGAGCUCCAGCUGUUGAUGAUGAUCAACCAGCUGAGUGGUCUGAGGGAGCAGCUACUGGGAGCGCACUCUGAGCAGAGGAACAUGGCUGCCCUGCUGCUGGAGAAACAGCAGCAGCAGAUGGAGCUGGCUCGGCAACAGCAAGAACAGAUUGCCAAACAGCAGCAGCAGCUCAUCCAGCAGCAGCACAAGAUCAACCUGCUUCAGCAGCAGAUCCAGGUAAACAUGCCCUAUGUGAUGAUUCCGGCUUUCCACCCCAACACCCAACCCCUCUCGGUCACCUCUGACCCCCAGAUGACCUUGCCACUGCAACCGAUCCCCUGCAAGCCGACUGUGGACUAUUCCAUGCAGCUGCUGUCAAACGCUCACCCCACCCCCGUGAAGAGGAGCAGCGGUUCCCUCCGACAGGAAGCGAGUCAGCCCUUGAACCUGACCUCCAAGCCCAAGGGGCUAGAGCUGGGGAAGACACCCAGUCCACAGAGCCUGGAGCUGGGAUCGCUGGCGCUGCAGGGGGCCUACAGACCCAGAGAUCUCCAGAGAGAGGUCUCCCACAGUCCGCCUCGAUCCGCCCUCAGUUUCCUGGGAGACGGCGACGUGGUCACCCAGGCUAUCCACGAUGCCCAGCAGCUUUUGAGGAGCCACAGCAGCUCAGGGCGGGAGAGGGACAGGGAGAGAGAAGGUGGUGGAAAGGUGGAGUUUAAAGGUUCUCCUCGCAGUGAGAGACUGUCUCAGAGUGAGCGGGGUGAGGACAGACACGGCCUGCCGUCCACCGAGGACCACCUCAGCAGUGAUUCUGAGGGUACCCUGACCAUCUCAGUCCCAGGCAGCUACGCUGAGGCACGGCCCCCUCCUUCCUCAGGCCACAUAAAGAGACCUAUGAAUGCCUUUAUGGUGUGGGCCAAGGACGAGCGCAGGAGGAUCCUGCAAGCCUUCCCUGAUAUGCACAACUCCUCCAUCAGCAAGAUCCUGGGCUCCAGGUGGAAGGCCAUGUCCAACCAGGAGAAGCAGCCUUACUACGAAGAGCAGGCGAGGCUGAGCAGGCAGCAUCUGGAGCGUUACCCCGACUACAAAUACAAACCCCGGCCCAAACGGACCUGCAUUGUGGAGGGACGAAGGCUGAGGGUGGGCGAGUACAAGGCUAUGAUGAAAAGCCGCCGGCAGGAACAGAGAGCGACCUACGCGCACAGUCAAACGGAGCCACAGCCAAUCCAUUACCCCCACAGUGAUGGCCAGUACCCAGGGGGGAGCAGCUCGGUCUCUGUCACUGCCAUGCCUUUUCACCCCGCAUUACUGGAGCAUUACCUGCCGCAAGUCCCACCCGCUCCUCGCAGAGCCGAGGGCCAGGCCACGCCCACCUCUCUAUCCAGGGAGAGAGAGAGGGAACGAGAGAGGGAGCGACCCCCAUACAGUGAAGGAGAGGAAAGUGAUGGGGGAGAGCGGAGCGAGGGGGAACUGGUGCUCCUUACUGACUAAAGAAAGGCGACUGGGAGAGGACCCAGAAAAAGGAAAAUAAAAGAGGGAGAGGGGAGGGUAGCUGAGGUGGGUGGGUUGCUCUUUGAUGAAUGGCAGUCGGAGAGGAAGAAUGGAGGAUGAACUAAAGAAACAGUGAGGGAGUGAGUGGAAACGUCAUACUCACCCCCUUGUAAAUUAGCCCAUUCUCCAGUAAAACCUCGCCUACACAAAUGCAUAAAGGCAAGCUUUUGUCAUUUCCUUUUACACAUAUCUUGUCAUCACCUGCUUUGUGUCAGAACUUUGGAGUUAUAUUGUAGAAGGUUUAUCAUUUAAUCCCUUCUGCUUCUUGUUUUCUUCCCAUGUUGACUUUUGGCAAACAAAAUCCCCCAACAGGGAGUGGAAUUAAAGCAGAAUCAUUAAAAGUUCAGAGUACCUGCCUUCUCCUGUCAGACAGCUGAGGAACAGCUGCUCUAUGGGUUCAGUGUGUCAGCUUUGCCACCUGCUGGAGUAGAAUGGUUAUUACUGCUGUUGCCACACAUGCUAUUUAAGUUUUGAUACCCCAAAUCCAACUGGAGGGAUAAAACAAUUGUGUGAUUAAUGGUGCAUUUAAGCAAUUUUGGUACUGUACUCUCAAAGUGUAGGGGACUUGGAUAAAAAAUAAUGGUCAUAUUUGGUAAUAGUCACCUUAGUCCAGAGGAUGGUUCAAGACAAAAAAAAAAUUAUAAAUCCUACCCUUCCCAUAAUGCAACUUAAACAGACUGCCAAAGUGGGAGGGUGUAAUUGCUAUAUGAUGUGAGGAGAGUGAGGCAUCUUAGUGUGUUUGAUACAGAUUUCCUGACUUAUUCACCAUUGCAUUUUGCUUUUAAGUUCACAGAAAGUUGCACAAGCAUGUGCUAAUGAAUAUGCAAGUUGAUUAAAUCAGCUGGCAAACGGAUGAAGACAAUAAAACUGCUCUAUGCAGUUAGCAAAAUGACUGUUCCAGGAGGAGUUCUGUGUUUACAAAUGUUGAUUUAUGUCAAAAUCAGAUGAAAUCUGACAUAAGCUUUGAUGUAGAGAGUGCAAAAUUAGCAUGAGUAAUGGAGCUGCAACAGCCACAUCAAUGGGAAAUAUGGCAAGCAAAAAGGAACCACAAUGAUCCCAUAAGUACAUUUCAUAAAGUCCUAAUACUCACAGCCUCGGUCAUUCAUGCUUGUCAGGUUUUUUGCACAUUCAGGUAUUUCUUUUUGGCUUAAUCAAGUUAGACACAAAAAGCAGAUUAUUUUUUGCAUUUUGUUCUUUUGCAAUUGUACCAGUUGGCACCAUCAGAGGUUUAUCUCAGCAAACUGGCUCCCAAUAUUUGCUUGACAUAUGAUCAAUCUGAGCUAUCAGCCUUUCUAAACAUCCAACCAGCAGUUCUCACAGGGCAGUUGCUGCAUAUCUGCAAGUCACUUUGCAACCCACCUCCACCCAGGCUUCUCCCUAUAUACUGAAUCUAAUCCAUGUCAUAUCUGAUGUCACUGCUGCCUGCUCUGUCCUAUGCCAGGUCUCACAGUCUCUGGCUUUCCAUGUAUGGAAUGGAAGGGGGUCCUGGAAUAGAAGUUUGCCAUAUAGAAAUUACUAUCAAUGGAAAUGACAAUCUUCAUUCAUAUAUAUACAUACAUACAUACAUACAGGGGUUGGACAAUGAAACUGAAACACCUGUCAUUUUAGUGUGGGACCAGCCUGGUGGCCAAUCUUCAUCAAUUGCACAUUG